This is a messenger RNA of Onychomys torridus (southern grasshopper mouse), 1038 nucleotides long. RefSeq names its product low density lipoprotein receptor class A domain containing 2 (gene Ldlrad2). Bases 1 to 1038 code for a protein of 345 amino acids. The transcript is spliced from 5 exons. NCBI's taxonomy places the organism in Eukaryota, Metazoa, Chordata, Mammalia, Rodentia, Cricetidae. The record is from RefSeq and is a predicted model, not a curated record. Gene Ontology annotation, molecular function: protein binding.
AUGGCUUUUCUUUGGCAGCUGCCCCAAAGACUACUCUUGCUAGGGACAGCAGCUUUGACUGUGUCUGCCCUGGGGACAGCGGACCUGACGGACCUGUGCGGACAGACGUGGCAAGGGGACGCGCUGCAGCUUCGCUCUCACUCGGCUUCACGAAAGUUCUACUUUGUGACUCCGGACACAGAUUGCGUGCUGUGGCUGCGUGCCGCGGCCCCUGAAGAUAGGAUGCGCUUCCAGUUCCGCUUCUUCCUGGUCUACAGUCUGUCCUCGGCCACCCGGACCACAGCAACCACCCUGGCCACCCGGGCCACCCUGGCCCGGAAUGCAUCCUCGCCCGACCCGUGCGCACCCGGCUCCUACCUGCAGUUCUACGACGGCCCCCAGGGGGCGCCACGGGCCCUGGGACCCCCGACCUGCGGCCUGACCAUCCCUGCCCCUCUCACUUCCUCUGGACCCUGGCUUGGCCUGCGCUUGGUCACCAGGGGCCGCCAGCCCCGUGUGGACUUCUUGGGAGAGGUGACCUCUUUCCGCUUGGGGUCUUGUGGCACCUACUUCCGCUGUCGGAAUAGCAGGUGUGUGCCCCAGAGCCUGCUGUGUGAUGACUGGGACAUGGACAACUGUGGUGACGGCAGUGACCAGGACUCUCAACCCCCAGCCAGCUGCAGAGGUCCCUCUCCGGUACCCAAGCAGACUCUGAGAAUGGAAGAUGACAGUUCCAAGCCUCUGACUCUCCUCGUGGCUCUCGGCUCUGCAGCGGACAGGACCUCUCCAGCAAGCCUGGCACCCGUCACACAGGAGGUGUCGGAAGGUGCCUGGAUCUGGCGGGUGGCUCUGGCCUCCUCGAUGCUAUUGGCCUCCACUGGCCUCCUCUGGUGGUACUGCUGCUGCCCAGGUUGGCUGGUCUGGCACCCAGAUGCCCACAGGCUUGGCCUCAGAUGCUGCACAGCCUACAGUACUUGCCACCUAUGUCCUGGCCGGGUGGCUCCUGGGGAUCUGUGGCUGAACUGGCCAGCAUUCCAGAACCAGAGAGGCCACCCUUAG